AUGACGAAUCCGGAAUCCGAUAUAGAGGUGCAUCCCGAUUCUGAGGUUGGACCCCAGCAUAAUGAUAGGAACCAAGACUCCAUAAGCCACGAGCAGAAAAGCACUACAUCCACCAUGUAUGCCGCUGAUCACAUGUCACUUUUCCAUGAAUGUGUCUUCAUCGCAACAAUAUGCACGGCUCAAUUCACGACGCAAGUAGGCCUAACCCAAACACUGGGCAUCCUGCAUCAGAUCGGCGACAGCUUCGGUAUUACAAACCCUGGGGUGCUUUCUUGGCUCAUUGCUGGUUAUAGCUUGACGUCGGGGACCUUUAUACUCGUUGCUGGCCGGCUUGGGGAUCUCUUUGGGCACAAGAGGAUUUUCAUAAUUGGCAUGCUAUGGUUCGCUCUCUGGACUAUGGUUGCGGGCCUCAGCAUCUAUUGUAACGAGUACCUGUUUAUAUUCGCCAGGGUGUUUCAGGGGCUGGGGCCCGCUGCCUUAUUACCCAACGGGCUUGCGCUUUUGGGGAUUUCCUAUCCCGCCGGACCGAGGAAGAACAUGGCAUUCGCGUUAUUCGGUGCCUGUGCUCCAGGCGGUGGUGUCUUUGGCCUACUCUUCUCCGGCCUGUUUGCGCUAGCCUGGUGGCCAUGGGCAUUUUGGAGUCACGCUAUCACGCUGGUUCUGCUGGCUGCGUUCAGCGCCCUAGUCAUCCCAACACAAAGCCGCUCAAACGAUCAAAACAAAAGCCUUGGAGAAAAGCUUCCAAUGCUCGACAUCCCCGGAGCCGUCACGGGCGUCGCAGCGCUAGUGCUAUUUAAUUUUGCAUGGAAUCAAGCCCCAGCGUACGGCUGGCAGCAAGCAUAUAUCUACGUCAUCCUAAUCCUUGGCGUCAUUUUUGCAGUUUCCUUCUACUUCAUUGAGUCUCGCUGGGCCAAGACACCACUUGUGCCCUUCGAGAUCUUCACGGGUGAUAUCAACUUCGUGGUUGCAUGCGUCGCCUGCGGCUGGGCCUGCUUUGGAAUCUGGAUCUACUACGUGACGCAGUUCAUCGAGGUGCUGAGAGGCGGCUCGCCGCUGCUCACCGCCGCGUACAUCUGCCCAGUGGCCGUUUCGGGCGCCUUCGCAUCCGUGACUACCGGUUUCCUGCUACAGCACGUACGCGCAGCGUGGGUUAUGGUAUUCUCGCUAACGUGUUUCAUGGUGGGGACUAUCCUGGUGGCGACGGCACCAGUGCAUCAAACAUACUGGGCCCAGUUGUUUGUGUGCAUGCUGAUUAUCCCGUGGGGUAUGGAUACGUCGUUUCCUGCGGCGACAGUUAUUUUCUCGAACGCUGUUAAGAAGGAGCAUCAGGGUAUGGGUGGGGCCUUGAUUGGUACGAUAGUAAACUAUAGUAUCUCGCUUGGAUUGGGGUUUGCAGGCACGAUCGACGUGCAUGUUAACCGCGGCAGCACGACGCCGGCUGAUGCUCUGCUUGGGUAUCGUGGCGCGUGGUAUUUUGGUAUUGGGUUGACCGGGCUAGGCAUUGUGUUGAGUUUAAUUUUUGUCGCGAAAGGGUAUUGGCAUGACGUUAAGAAGCAACGAGUUUAG
Penicillium samsonianum is the source of this 1566-nucleotide messenger RNA. RefSeq names its product MFS transporter. Lineage: Eukaryota; Fungi; Ascomycota; Eurotiomycetes; Eurotiales; Aspergillaceae. Bases 1 to 1566 code for a protein of 521 amino acids. Gene Ontology annotation, cellular component: membrane. Gene Ontology annotation, biological process: transmembrane transport. Gene Ontology annotation, molecular function: transmembrane transporter activity. The record is from RefSeq and is a predicted model, not a curated record. The transcript has a single exon.